Messenger RNA from Arctia plantaginis, 519 nucleotides. Lineage: Eukaryota; Metazoa; Arthropoda; Insecta; Lepidoptera; Erebidae. The record is from the annotation of a GenBank genome assembly.
AUGAACAUCUACAUAUUGUUCGGUGGCUUCAUUAUUUUGCUCCUUCAAAGACAGAUCUUCGCCAUACAUUUUAAUCCAAAUCAUUGUUGGAGAAUUCACUAUGGCAUUAUUCAAGAUUGCUGCCCAUUUGAACCUUUAUAUGCAACACCUGCUUUCUUGGCUUGCGGCGUACCGAAGUUCCAGACUAAAUUGGCGAGCCCCGAGGAUUGCAAUUAUUAUGCGUGUAUAUUCAAUAAGCUGGGUUGGAUGCAUCUCAACGGCACUGUUAAUUAUAAAACAUAUAAAAAAUCUUUAGAUAAAUGGACCGAGCACCAAUAUAACAUUAAGAAGAGUAUGCAACUGGCUCAAAACAGAUGUAUGAAGUGGCCCUGGAAAACUAUUGAGUAUCCCCGCAAUCCAUUCGGCUAUGUAGACGGCACAAUUAACGGUUGUCAAAUUAACAGACUAAAUGCAUGUUUACGGAUAUAUACACAGUGGGUAAGUGGCGUUGUAAGCCUCAUCCUGUUAAAGCGCAAUUAA